Molecule: messenger RNA, 972 nt
Organism: Dunckerocampus dactyliophorus (ringed pipefish)
Lineage: Eukaryota; Metazoa; Chordata; Actinopteri; Syngnathiformes; Syngnathidae
Gene: dmac2l
Product: distal membrane arm assembly component 2 like
Exons: 5
Coding region: 72-662 (196 amino acids)
Source: RefSeq, a predicted model, not a curated record
AGGCAAGCGCGUUUUGGAUGACGUCAAAAUGGCCGCGCCCGAAAGAUAAACAGUCUGCUCGCUAAUAGGGGAUGAAGCUCCUUGCGAGGGCGGCGCAGUCUGCGUUGAAGCAGAGCGAGAGGAACCGAAGACAAUUCUGGUCAUGGCUCAACGCUGUCUUUAACAAGGUCGACUACGAGCGAAUCAAAGCCGUCGGGCCGGACCGAGCGGCGGCCGAGUGGUUGCUGCGAUGCGGCGCCAAGGUGCGCUUCCGAGGCUUCGAGCGCUGGCAUCAAGACUACAACGCUCUGCCCACCGGACCCCUGGGCAGAUACAAGAUCCAGUCCAUCGACGCGACCGAGUCGUGCAUCAUGUACAGAGGCUUCGACUAUCUCGACGGUUUGAAACACGUGGAGGAGCUGAAAUUCAACAAGUGCAUGUACAUGGAAGACGCGUGUCUGGAGAAGCUGAGCUCGCUGGAGAACCUGCAGGAGAGCUUGUUCAUGAUGGAGGUGGUGUCGUGUGGCAACGUCACCGACAAGGGCCUCGUCGCUCUGCACAAGCUCAGGAAUCUGGAGUAUCUGUUCCUCAGCGACUUGCCCGGCCUCAAAGACAAGGAGACCACAGUGGACAGGCUCAAGACGGCCCUUCCCCGUCUGGAUUUACACCUGCACCUGGACUGAAAAGAACUGGGGCAGCCACUGGCCACUGAGAACUGCUUCCUGGUGGAGUGUGUGCUUGCAUUAUGAAGUAAAAUAUACAAGAGUCAUUACAAACUGCACUUUAUAUUGUUGACACCAUUUUAUUUCUCAACAGUUUACCAGUAAUCCACAUUUGGGCUUAUUGUUGAAAAGAUGAAUUUGGCAUUUGUAAGAUGAAUGGCUGUGAACGUCCAUAGCACCAACGCCAUCAUGUGGGAAUAUGAAUAUUACUCUUUUUCAUGUCAAUAAAUAUUUCAAGCUGUGUUUCACUCCUACAGAGUCCGUCGCAGGA